Molecule: messenger RNA, 3045 nt
Organism: Sturnus vulgaris (Common starling)
Lineage: Eukaryota; Metazoa; Chordata; Aves; Passeriformes; Sturnidae
Source: RefSeq, a predicted model, not a curated record
AACCCCCUGCUUAUUGUGACCUCCAAUCCUCAGCCUCUCCAAAUUUAAAACCCUCAUUUAAUUUCUGUGAACUAAUAACAGGGUUCAUCUCCUCCUCCUCCUCUGCCUCCUCUGAAUCUUGGGCUAAGAGAAAGGAGUCUCCUUUCUCCUUUUGGGUAGGAAGGGUCACACUGAAUUCCACUGAGUGCAAUGAUAGCACUUCAUGGUCAGAACAUGUCAGGCUUGACAAUUGCCCAAAGAGCCCCAUUGCUGCAUUUACACCCCUAUUUAUAUUCUGUGAGGGGCUAGGGGAGCACUGGAGAUGUGGGAGAGUAAAAAGCACAGCCCUACAGAAGCCAAGCUAGCUGGGACCACAGAGCAAAGUCAGAUUCUUACAAAGUUUUUUUGUAGAAGUUCAUUUCAACCCCUCUGUGCCUGUUGUCUUUUGUCAUUAGAUCCCUCCUAUGAUGCAGUCAGGAGAACAGGAUGGGGCAGUAAUGGGAAUUCUGGCCUCUCCAAAAGCCCUCCUGUGGCAGGGACACAAAACGUGAAUAAGACAACGGAGCAGCAGCGGCCCCAGCCAGAUCCCUACCAAAUCCUGGGGCCCACCAGCAGCCGUCUUGCCAAUCCAGGCAGCGGGCAGAUCCAGCUGUGGCAGUUCCUGCUGGAGCUGCUGUCGGACAGCUCCAACGCCACCUGCAUCACCUGGGAGGGCACCAACGGCGAGUUCAAGAUGACAGACCCCGACGAGGUGGCGCGGCGCUGGGGCGAGAGGAAGAGCAAGCCCAACAUGAAUUACGACAAGCUGAGCCGGGCGCUGCGAUACUACUACGACAAGAACAUUAUGACCAAAGUGCAUGGCAAGAGGUAUGCCUACAAAUUUGACUUUCACGGCAUCGCCCAGGCCCUGCAGCCCCACCCCACCGAGUCCUCCAUGUACAAGUACCCGUCGGAUCUGUCCUACAUGCCGUCCUACCAUGCCCACCAGCAGAAGGUGAACUUUGUGCCCCCACACCCCUCCUCCAUGCCUGUCACAUCAUCCAGUUUCUUUGGAGCGGCCUCCCCCUAUUGGACCUCCCCUGCAGGAAGCAUUUACCCCAACCCCAACGUGCCCCGCCACCCCAACGCCCACGUCACACCACACUUGGGCAGCUAUUACUAAAAUGCUUUGAUCUGCCAGUGGCCUUGAGCAGUCUGGUUGGACUUUUUCUUUACUCCUGGGAUUUUUAUGGUGUUUGGGGGGACCCUCAAUGGAUAAUUGUGGCCUUUCUGGGGAAGAAUUAAAACUGGAUAUUUGUUAUUCCUGGACCAAACCUUUUACUUUUGUAACUUUGACUCUUGUGUCUUGAACUGAGAGAUGGAAGCUCCUGUGGGCCAGUACUCAGCGUUUUCUUUGGGGUUUAAGGCUCGUGUCCUCUGUAGGAUAUGACAAUGAAGAUGGUUCACCAUUCCCUGGAAUGAUUAUUAGCUUUUGGAUGAGAGGAAUUUUUAAGGAUUCAAAGGCUUUUGACAAGGCAUAGGUGCAGCAGUGGGUCAUAGGAGAAGAUGACCACAAUGGGUUUUUUCUCACUGGCCAUUUUACCAUUCAGUGGAGGACGUUGGGCUGCAGGGGACCACAACUGGAAUCUUAGCUCUAAGGCAGAGGAGGAUUUUCACCCAACUGGAAAUUAAAUAUAUAUAUAUAUUCAUAUAUAUAUAUAUAUAUAUAUGUACAUGUAUAUUUUAAGAAGUAAAGGGCAUUGAAGGAACUUUUCUAGAGUACAACUUCAUUCAAUUGUGUGUGAACUCAGAAAGCAGCAGAAACCAGAACAAAGCGUGAGGCAAAGUCAAGCACAGACAUUCCUUGAGAGCAGAAGUGAGGAGAAUAAUCGACAGCAGGUCCCUGGCUCUGCCCGAGCCGCGGGCUCUGGAAGCACCGAUUCGCGAACGCUGUGCGUUUGUCAGACCGUCCAAACAAGGGUCAACAAACCAGAAGGCAAAUUACUGUAUAAAUUAUGCAGAGUUAUUUUUCUCUAUAUCUCACAGUUUUAAAGGAAAGAGUAAAUAAAACGAGUUGACCUCGGUCACAAAUGCAGGUUUGUUUUUUUACUAUCAGCUCGGGUUUUUUUGUUUAUUUUUUUAAUGUAAUUUGUACAUCUUUUCAAUCUGUACAUUUGGGCUGUAGCUUUGUACUUUUUGCUAAAAAAAAAAAUAAAAAAUAAGACAUGAGUAAUGUAUCUGUUGGAGAUAGGCUUGGUCCUGCAAUUGGAUCCAUGACUAACCCCCAAAGUGGCCAGAAACCUUCCAGAUUGCCCUGGGUUUGUCUAGAGGAGAGGAUUUUCUGUAUUAGUCUGUUGUAGCUGUCUGCAAAUUAACUCCACUUACUCCCAGGUUUGCAUUGAGACUGAUUGAAAACAGGCCCAACAUCUCCAGGCAGCCAUUGCAAUAUUCUGUGAUUGCUUUUCACCCAAAUCCUGAACUUUGGGAAGAUCUUAAAACCACUUCAUAGAUAAAACAACGAAAUACUCCUCUUUUUGAUGGCUUCUGCUGGGGGUUCUGUGGAAAUCCAACCCCUUCCAGAGCUCUCAGCCAUCCCCAGCUCUGCACAUGUGAAUGUGACGCUGCACAAGCAGCGGUUUGGUGCCAUAAACAGAGGGUAAACCACAAGUGUUUGGGGUUUGGAACAGAUGUCUGGGGGGCGAGAUUUCCAUGUACAACCCAUUAGCUGACUUGUAUUAAGUGGCAGCCAAUUAACAGGAUCACAACUAUCUAGUCUAGACCAACCCCUGGGACUCUGUGGGGGCGGGAUUUGGUCCAUGUGCAUCCGAUUGCAGGAGGGGAGUCUGAAACCAGAGCAUUGGAGUCUGCUCAGAACGUUGAACACAAGCACUGAUGCCAUUAUUUAACACAGUGGGAAGAGAAGAUCAAGCUAAUACAGUUAGGUCUUAGUGCUUUCGGGGUGUUUUUAAGUAACAUUUCUGCAAUAAUCGCAAAGUUUAAGUAUGAAGGAACUACCCAUGGAAAUGGGGCUUUUGCUACUAUAUAUAUGCAAUGUACUUUUUGGAUAUUAAAAUAUAUAUAAUUUUG